Messenger RNA from [Torrubiella] hemipterigena, 857 nucleotides. The record is from the annotation of a GenBank genome assembly. NCBI's taxonomy places the organism in Eukaryota, Fungi, Ascomycota, Sordariomycetes, Hypocreales, Clavicipitaceae.
AAUUUCUCAUCACGCAGUGUAUCACGGCCAGAAUGCAGCGACAAGUUUGCAACGCGGUAGCGCGGUCUACAGGAUUUUCUUUAGCGCCUUGCGCGAGAAGGCUAUCUACCCAAGCCAAUCUAACGGACGCGAUUCGACAAAGGCAGCCUGAGAACCAAGAUAAUCAGCUUAAGACCGGCGAAACACGAUUGCCAAGGGCCGCGCAACUCAUCCACCUGAAGCCAUUGAAGAGGACGGCCGAAUUUGGCAUACCGUCAUGCGACUUACAACUGCGAUCCUAUAGCAUACAGCCUCUUGACAUCUUUUGCGAUUUUGCGUUGAGAGCAGCAUACUAUCUGGGUCUUCCGGCGUAUGGUCCAGUGCCUCUGCCACGAAUCACUGAGCGCUGGACUGUCCCGAGAAGUCACUUCAUCUUUAAGAAGUCUCAAGAGAACUUUGAGCGAAAAACACUCCGACGCAUGAUUCAGAUUAAGGAUGGAAAUCCAGAAACUGUUCAACUCUGGCUAGCCUACCUGCGCAAAUACCAGUACUAUGGUGUGGGUAUGAAGGCAAACGUCUGGGAGUUUGGAGGCAUUAGCGAGUCCAGGAAAGAAACCGAGUUGCAAGACGAACAAUUAAAGGCAAUUUGGGCACAUGUCGGACAAACUAAGGAGUUGGGUACAUCCGAAGAGGUAGUCAAUUUCGUCGAUGAACGCAAACAAGAGAAAUUGUUCGAUGCUCGUCGUUAGGAAUUCCACCGCGGUAGCUGGACUUGCUCCUCGAAGCGGCGGUGAAGAGCCUCUGUAAUAUUAUACCUAAAGAUAGCUUGUAUAUUAUUUUAACUUCUGCAUAUCUUAUCCAAAUCUCUGGUUUCCCGG